AUGGCUGCCGCUUAUCUCCAGCGGAGCUCCACUCGUCAUUUCCAUGACGCAAUAAACUUUGUCAAUUUUAACCAAGAUUUUUCUUGUAUCUCGGUUGGUACAAAAAAUGGUUAUAAUCUCUUUAACUGUGACCCGUUUGGCAAGUGUUUUGCCAAAGUUGACGGAGGAAUAGGCAUUGUUGAAAUGCUCUUUUGCACUUCUCUUGUAGCAGUCGUUGGUGUUGGCGACCAACCACACCUAUCGCCUCGCAGACUUAAAAUUGUAAACACAAAGAGAAAACUUAACAUUUGUGAACUUACAUUCCCAACUGCUGUCCUUAGAGUUAAACUCAACCGUAAGCGACUUAUCGUCCUGCUUGAAGAACAAAUUUACAUUUAUGAUAUCAGUAACAUGCAGCUUCUCUACACCAUUGAAACCUCGCCAAAUCCACAGGCCAUCUGCGCACUUUCGCCUUCUUCAGAUAACUGCUAUCUCGCCUACCCAUCUCCAGCACCACAAUCAUCCUCCCCAUUUGCCUUCCCGCCUCAUGUUCCCGCUGCAAACAAUCUUACCUCUCCCAACCGUACUGGUGACGUUGUUGUCUUUGAUACCCUUACUUUACAGCCUGUCAACGUCAUUGAAGCCCACAAAAGCCCGCUUGCUGCCCUGUCAUUUAAUGCUGACGGGAAUUUGCUUGCCACUGCUUCGGACAAGGGUACCAUUGUACGCGUUUUUUCAAUCCCAAGCGCAACAAAACUCUACCAAUUCCGUAGAGGAACCUACCCCUCCCGCAUCUUUUCAAUCAACUUUAACGCUGCUUCAUCUCUUCUAGCAGUCUCCUCGGCUACCGAAACGGUCCAUAUCUUUAGACUCGCUCGGCCAGGUAACGUCCAACCAGUCUCCGUUCCGGCAGUUGCCCGUCCGGAACAUAAAAAUGCGCCCUCGGCUGCUUCACCAACUUCUCCAACUUCUCCAAGCAUUUCUUCUGUUCAUUCAGAACAAAACCAUCAAACUCAAGAUACCCAGCAUUCUGAAAAUAAUGACUCCAAUUCUCACGAAAAUAACCACUCCGACUCUCAUGGGUCGCCACCGCAAGAAGAACACCACCACCAUGAAGACCAACAAACUGCAGGCUCUCUACAAGCAGACAGCGACUCGGCGUCGUCAAUGUCUAUUGACAGCCAAGCUGCUGCCGCUGCUGCCAUUUUACCACAAUUAACCAAUCGCGAGGAAUCAGUUAACUCGCUAGGACUCGACUCGGCUACAGACUCGCGCAAAUGGCAUUUGGGCGGCCGAUCGUCACCCAGCCCCGGAGCUGCUACCCCUAAUAGCACAGGCAAUGGCCAAGCAGCCACAUCAUCUAUGGCAUCCAUGCUUCGCCGCGGAUCGCGUACACUGGGCCGCCAGGUGGCUGGGGCUGUUGGCACAUACCUCCCCUCGGCAGUCACCGAAAUGUGGGAACCUCAGCGUGACUUUGCAUUUGUCAAGCUUCCUGGAGCUGCAGGACUCAAGUCUGUGGUGGCCUUUAACGCGGCUUCUACGAGACUUUUUGCAGUCACAAGCGAGGGUUACUUUUACCAAUACGCUAUUGACCACGCCAAAGGUGGCGAGGGCCAGCUACUUCAACAAUAUAGUCUUCUUGACAAUUCCGAAGAGUAA
Molecule: messenger RNA, 1638 nt
Organism: Magnusiomyces paraingens
Lineage: Eukaryota; Fungi; Ascomycota; Dipodascomycetes; Dipodascales; Dipodascaceae
Exons: 4
Coding region: 1-1638 (545 amino acids)
Biological process (GO): autophagy of mitochondrion; nucleophagy; protein lipidation
Cellular component (GO): extrinsic component of membrane; cytosol; phagophore assembly site membrane
Molecular function (GO): phosphatidylinositol-3-phosphate binding; protein binding; phosphatidylinositol-3,5-bisphosphate binding
Source: RefSeq, a predicted model, not a curated record